Molecule: messenger RNA, 3950 nt
Organism: Peromyscus eremicus (cactus mouse)
Lineage: Eukaryota; Metazoa; Chordata; Mammalia; Rodentia; Cricetidae
Gene: Aff4
Product: ALF transcription elongation factor 4
Exons: 21
Coding region: 88-3567 (1159 amino acids)
Biological process (GO): regulation of gene expression
Cellular component (GO): nucleus; super elongation complex
Source: RefSeq, a predicted model, not a curated record
CGCCGCCACCGCCGCCGCCGCCGCCGCCGCCGCCGCCGCCGCGGUCGGGAGAUGGUUCGGGCCUAGCGGAGCGGGGACUGGAGCAACAUGAACCGUGAAGACCGGAAUGUGCUGCGCAUGAAAGAACGGGAAAGGCGGAAUCAGGAAAUUCAGCAGGGUGAAGACGCCUUCCCACCUAGCUCUCCUCUGUUUGCUGAGCCAUAUAAAGUUACUAGCAAAGAAGAUAAGUUAUCAAGUCGUAUUCAGAGUAUGCUUGGAAACUACGAUGAAAUGAAGGAUUACAUAGGAGACAGAUCUGUACCAAAGCUUGUUGCAAUUCCCAAGCCUGCAGUACCAACGACAACUGACGAGAAAGCAAACCCAAAUUUUUUUGAACAGAGACAUGGAGGCUCUCAUCAGAGUAACAAAUGGACUCCUGUAGGACCUGCACCCAGCACUUCUCAGUCUCAGAAACGGUCCUCUGGCUUGCAGAGUGGACACAGUAGCCAGCGGACCAGUGCAGGUGGUAGUGGCACUAGUAGCAGUGGCCAGAGGCAUGACCGCGACUCCUACAGCAGUAGCCGGAAAAAAGGCCAGCAUGGGUCAGAGCACUCCAAAUCGCGAUCCUCAAGCCCUGGAAAACCCCAGGCUGUUUCUUCAUUAAGUUCUAGUCAUUCCAGGUCUCAUGGGAAUGAUCACCAUAGCAAGGAACAUCAGCGCUCCAAAUCACCUCGGGACCCUGAUGCCAAUUGGGAUUCUCCUUCCCGUGUCCCUUUUUCAAGUGGGCAGCAUUCAAAUCAGUCUUUCCCACCUUCUUUGAUGUCAAAAUCUAGUUCAAUGUUACAGAAACCCACUGCCUAUGUCCGGCCCAUGGAUGGACAGGAGUCUGUGGAACCAAAGCUGUCCUCUGAGCACUACGGCAGCCAGUCUCAUGGUAAUAACAUGACUGAGCUGAAGCCCAGCAGCAAAGCCCAUCUCACCAAGCUGAAAAUACCUUCUCGGCCUUUGGAUGCAUCAGUUUCUGGUGAUGUAAGCUGUGUGGAUGAAAUACUUAAAGAGAUGACGCAUUCAUGGCCUCCCCCUCUAACGGCUAUUCAUACACCAUGCAAAACAGAACCUUCCAAAUUUCCUUUUCCAACUAAGGAGUCUCAGCAGUCUAACUUUGGCCCUGGAGAACAAAAAAGAUACAAUGCUUCUGCUAAAACAUCAAAUGGGCACCAGUCAAAAUCUAUGUUAAAAGAUGACUUAAAACUAAGCAGCAGUGAAGACAGUGAUGGGGAACAGGAUUGUGAUAAGACAAUGCCAAGGAGUACACCAGGAAGUAACUCUGAACCUUCACAUCAUAAUAGUGAGGGAGCAGAUAACUCCAGGGAUGACUCGAGCAGCCACAGUGGAUCUGAAAGCAGCUCUGGCUCCGACUCAGAGAGUGAAAGUAGCUCCAGUGACAGUGAGGCAAAUGAGCCUUCACAGAACGCAUCUCCUGAGCCUGAACCACCACCAACGAACAAGUGGCAACUUGAUAAUUGGUUGAACAAAGUGAACCCACAUAAAGUGUCCCCAGCUUCUUCUGUAGACAGUAAUGUCCCAUCAUCUCAAGCCUACAAAAAAGAAGGCCGAGAACAGGGUGCUGGGAAUAACUACACUGAUCCUGGAGGACCAAAAGAAACAAGUUCUGCUACUCCAGGACGAGACUCUAAAACCAUCCAAAAGGGAUCAGAAAGUGGACGCGGGAGGCAAAAGUCUCCUGCACAGAGUGACAGCACCACACAGAGGAGAACUGUAGGCAAAAAACAACCCAAAAAGGCUGAGAAGUCAGCUGCUGAAGAGCCCCGUGGAGGCCUGAAGAUAGAAAGUGAAACCCCUGUAGACAUGGCCACCAGCAUGCCCUCCAGCCGGCACAAAGCAGCCACCAAGGGCUCGAGGAAACCCAACAUCAAAAAGGAGUCGAAAUCCUCUCCUCGACCUAUAGCAGAGAAAAAGAAAUACAAAUCAUCAAGUAAAUCCUCCCAGAAAUCUAGGGAAAUCAUAGACACAGAUACCUCGUCUUCAGAUUCAGAUGAGAGUGAGAGCCCCCCUCCUUCCUCACAGACUCCCAAGUACCCCGAAAGCAAUAGGACUCCUGUCAAGCCCUCCUCCGUGGAGGAAGAAGAUAGCUUUUUUCGGCAGCGAAUGUUCUCUCCUAUGGAGGAGAAGGAGCUCCUUUCCCCACUCAGUGAGCCCGAUGACAGGUACCCACUUAUUGUGAAGAUUGACCUGAAUCUCUUGACUAGAAUACCAGGAAAGCCUUACAAAGAAACAGACCCACCCAAGGGGGAAAAGAAAAAUGUGCCAGAAAAACACGGGAGAGAGGUACAGAAGCAAACCUCAGAAAAGGCUUCCAGCAAAGGCAAGAGGAAACACAAGAAUGAUGAUGAUAACCGAGCCAGUGAGAGCAAAAAACCCAAAAUGGAGGACAAGAACUCAUCAGGCCACAAGCCAUCCAGCAACAGAGAGUCAUCUAAGCAGAGUAGUACAAAAGAAAAGGAUUUGCUACCUUCACCUGCUGGGCCUGUUCCUUCAAAAGAUUCAAAACCAGAGCAUGGCUCUCGAAAGAGGACUGUCAGUCAGUCAUCUUCCUUAAAAUCCAGCAGUACCAACAACAAGGAGAAUAGUGGCAGCAGCAAGAAUAGUUCCUCCACUUCAAAGCAGAAGAAGACUGAAGGGAAGGUUUCCAGCAGUUCCAAAGAGGCCAAGGAAAAGGCUCCAAAUAGUUCUUCUAAUUGUCCUCCAUCUACACCAACUCCUGAUUCUUCGAAGCCUCGGAGAACAAAGCUUGCCUUUGAUGACAGAAAUUAUUCAGCAGACCAUUAUUUACAAGAAGCAAAAAAACUCAAACACAAUGCAGAUGCUUUGUCUGAUAGGUUUGAGAAAGCAGUGUACUACCUUGAUGCUGUAGUGUCUUUCAUUGAGUGUGGGAAUGCAUUAGAGAAGAAUGCUCAGGAAUCCAAGUCCCCGUUCCCGAUGUACUCAGACACGGUAGAGCUCAUCAAAUAUACUAUGAAACUAAAGAAUUACUUGGCACCAGAUGCUACAGCUGCAGACAAAAGACUCACAGUACUCUGCCUGAGAUGUCAGUCAUUGCUGUACCUGAGGCUGUUCAAACUGAAGAAGGAGAAUGCUCUGAAGUACUCCAAGACACUGACUGAGCACCUGAAGAAUUCUUACAGUAAUUCUCAAGCACCUUCACCUGGCUUGGGGAGCAAAGCCGUUGGGAUGCCUUCUCCUGUUUCUCCAAAGCUGUCACCAGGCAAUUCUGGAAGUUAUUCUUCUGGGGGCAGUAGUGCUUCAGCAAGUGGUUCUUCAGUGACCAUUCCACAGAAGAUCCACCAGAUGGCAGCAAGCUAUGUCCAGGUUACAUCUAACUUCCUCUAUGCCACUGAAAUUUGGGACCAAGCUGAACAGCUUUCCAAAGAACAAAAAGAAUUCUUUGCUGAACUGGACAAAGUCAUGGGCCCUCUCAUCUUUAAUGCAAGCAUCAUGACAGAUCUGGCUCGUUACACCCGGCAGGGACUGCAUUGGCUUCGGCAGGAUGCCAAGUUGAUAUCUUGAACUGAACAUAUUCUCGUUGCCUCUGAUUUUUUCCACAACACUGUGUCACAUCACAAAGGAAAACUGCCAUAACACACCACCUAGUCGACACUAAGAAUGAGGAAUGGUUUUCUCCUUUUUGGUUUAUAUUGUUGUUUCUUAUAACCCAAAGCCAUCAUAUCAAUUGACCCUUUCAAUAUUCCCAAUGUGACAAGUAUUUAAAUGCUUCUAAACCUGCAGUACAUCAGCAAGAUGGUUUCAGUAAUUGGAAUUCCAGUUACAAUUCAUAAAUAAUCAAGUAAAAUUCUAUUUAUUUUCAUUUUUUUCAAGUUCCCAGAUUGGAGCUUGUUUAAAGCCUAAUUAUUCCUGCCUAUAAAUUUAUUCUGUUGAAUAUUUAGCAUAAA